Spodoptera frugiperda (fall armyworm) is the source of this 2375-nucleotide messenger RNA. Its product is annotated as zinc finger protein GLI4. Lineage: Eukaryota; Metazoa; Arthropoda; Insecta; Lepidoptera; Noctuidae. The coding region runs from base 147 to 2201 and encodes 684 amino acids. The transcript is spliced from 17 exons. The record is from RefSeq and is a predicted model, not a curated record. Gene Ontology annotation, molecular function: DNA-binding transcription factor activity; RNA polymerase II cis-regulatory region sequence-specific DNA binding. Gene Ontology annotation, biological process: regulation of transcription by RNA polymerase II.
AAAAAAUAAUUUAAAAACUAAAAAAUUCAAAUGCAGAACACUGAUCGUCAUAGAAACAAAAAUCUAGUUGAGAAAAAACAGACUGUUUGACGUUGACGUCGUGUCGUUUUUUGUCUCGAAAAAAUAAUUGAAUAUUGCAAAAAUAAAUGAUGUUUUCCGAUGAAGAAAUAAAAGAAGAAAUGCCGGAGAGUGGUUUCAUGCAACCGGGUGAUGAGAUUAUAAGCAUACGCGAAGUGUGUUUGAGUGACAAGUUUGACAAAAAGGAUUUAGGAUUCAGUGGCGAGCCGUUGCUAUCUACCUCCAGCAGGAACGACCUCGAUGUACCCCGCUCUCUGUUUCGUGACGGUUUCUUCUCCGAUGGCUUGGAGCAGCAGCAGGCCAGGUUCGCAUGGACGGAGGAAGAUGGCAACAUUGCAUCCCUGGUCUCCGAACCAGGGUUUGGAACCACUGGACAAACGACUUUCGGCAAGGAUUUGGAUGCCGCACUUAAGAGUGAGAUGAAGGAAGCCGACACUUCGAGUGCAGUGCUGCAGCCGACCAAUCGAAACGGCAUCACGUUUAGUAAGAAGAUAUUUGGAGAACCCCACCUCGUCUCCUCUACGUCUGCAGGAACAUCAGGAACAGUUUUAUGGAGUGCCUCGAGUGACUGCCUCUCUAGUAGCAAGGCACAGAUCUGGAAUAAGUGUCCUGGUAUCCAUAUACUGGUUGACAAGGCGGAUCCUCGCUCCAGAUUCCACUACGUAAAAUAUGUGAAGAGGCAUGGACGGACUGUCAAGCUAUGGGAGUGUGGUAUUUGUAGCCGCGAGUUCCAACACCAAUACACUUUGAUGCGUCACCUGCCCACACACACUGAUGAGAGGAACUUCCACUGCGUCGCCUGUGGGAAGAGUUUCAGACAACUCUCUACUCUGAGCCAGCAUCGCGCCAUACAUUCUGCUGAGAGGCCUUACGCAUGCGAGGUGUGCAACAAGACGUUCAAUCGCGUGUCCACUUUGAUCUCCCAUCGCAAGACCCAUUCUGAUGAGAAGCCAUACAGGUGCCAUAUUUGUCCCAAAGGAUUCCAUCAAAAAGGAAAUCUUCGUAACCAUCUGUUCACGCAUACCAACGAACGUCCUUACCGCUGCAACAUUUGCUUGAAGGGAUUCAACCAACAAUCCAACUUGGUCUGCCAUAAAAACAAAGCUCACCCAGAUGACAGCAGUUGUCCACCUGUAAACGUGCGAGGAAGGUCCACAACUCCUCGCAUUACUCGCGCAGUUACGGAAACUCAACCUGAUACUACGAGACCCCAAGUAGAGCAUUGCGAAGUAUCAUCCUCUGUGGGACCCUACCUACCAUCAGUCGAAGGUCCAUCAUCAUCAACUUGGACCUCAAAACCAGACCCUUGGGAGCUUCCUAAGCCUUACCUGGAACCUGGGGACAUUUGGAACGAAGGUCCUUGGGCGUCCAUGAGCAGUGGGGUGAUUGUAGACCCCAUAAAGACUUACCAUAUGGGUGUUGCUUUGGCUACUAGGCAGACGCCAUUUGCCUUGUUGAAGCCUGAUAAUGGAACUCCUGUAUUGGUGAAGGUGGUUGAUACGAAACUUCCUGGUGGGAAGCAGAUGUUAGUACCAGCCACUGCUGAAGAUCUAAGAGUUGGUGGCAAAAUAGUUCUGAAGAAUGAUACAGAAAGUGGUGUAGUACCACAUGGUGAUAUAGAACCACGGAUGGAAGCGAACGGUGCCGUGCAGAUUCGAGUCCCAGUUGUAGCGACUGUUGUGCCCAGGAUCAAACCUGGUGGAAGACUGCAGCUUACUGUCGAAGAACCGCACCAUGCUUAUCAUACUGCUUUGUCUGCUGAUGUGGGUGAAGUGAACGUGGAGCCAUGCACCACGAGGAACGAGCUUCGCAUUGGUCCCACCAGUGCUCUGACCACCAGCGCCCUGACUCACCCAGAGCCGAGACGUUUGGAUACUUGCAGUGGCUUCGAUGAUGGAUUGCGGACUGGUACAAGAAUUUCUUCAACUUGUGCUUUGCCGCCGCCGGCGCCGUCUCCUCCACUGGACCUCAUCUCCAUGGACCUGUUUGAACCAAUGGAAUGCAUACCUUUAGGUCCUCAAAUUACGGCUGUGGAUAACAUCGACCAAGGACCACCUUCAGACGACUCCGACAUUUUUAUUGGAGAAUUCGAGACUCACACGGAUAUAACACCGACGCUAUAGCCCGGGAUAUAGAACGAAGAUGGCAGACACGAUUUUGGAUUGCAUCAUGCUGUCGGACACAGACUGAAUGAACUGGAUGUAGUUAUAGUUAAUUUUAUUUAUUUUUUGUUUUAGUUUUAUUUGAGCAUGUGAAAAGGAUAACGGUUUGAUUUAAGUGUAAGCGAAAAUGUAAAU